Gadus macrocephalus (Pacific cod) is the source of this 2159-nucleotide messenger RNA. RefSeq names its product thymic stromal cotransporter homolog. The transcript has 6 exons. Gene Ontology annotation, molecular function: transmembrane transporter activity. Lineage: Eukaryota; Metazoa; Chordata; Actinopteri; Gadiformes; Gadidae. The coding region runs from base 184 to 1557 and encodes 457 amino acids. The record is from RefSeq and is a predicted model, not a curated record. Gene Ontology annotation, biological process: transmembrane transport. Gene Ontology annotation, cellular component: membrane.
GAGAGAGAGAGGAACAGGAAGGUGCUUGUAAACGUCAGCGCGCACACCACUAAGCUACUACUUUUACAACCGGCCAGAAGUGUGUGUUUGUGUUACUUUACCAACACUUUGUCACCACUAUGCCUUUUUCAACCGGCCAGAAGUGUGUAUUCGUGUUACUUUAACAACACUUUGUCCGCCGCUAUGGGCACACACACCACCCUGUGGGCGGUGUGCCGUAAGGUUGAGACGCUGGUCGUGCUGCAGCAGCUGGGCGGCGCGCUGUUCGACACGGCGCUGCAGGUGGUUGUUAAGGAGCGCUCCAACAGCACGGACGGCGGGGUUAACUCCACCUCCACCGUGGACGACCGCCAGAGAGCCAUGUCCGACUUCUUCAUGACCUAUAACCUCCUCGGCAAACUCACCCCCAUUGUGCCGGCGAUCAUCUUGGCGAAGUUAAGCGACCGCGGCUGGAGGAAGGCGCCGAUCAUCGCCCCGCUUCUGGGCUACAUGGCGUCCCGGCUGGUGCUGCUGCUGGUCGUGGUCCUCGGCUGGCCCAUCCAGGUCAUGUGGGUGGGGGUGUCGCUGCACGGGUUCAGUGGCGGGUUCAGCGCAAUCUGGGCCGGGGUGAUGACCGUGGUGUCGCUGGGCUCAACGGAGCAGCGGCGCUCCGGGGUGAUGAUGAGGGUGGAGCUGCUGUACGGGCUGGCCGGGCUGCUGGGCAGCCUGGUGUCCGGACACCUGUUCCAGCUGUACGGCUCCUCCCUGGGCCAGGGAACGGUGCUGGUGGGAGUCAGCCUGCUGCUGUACGGCCUCUGUCUGCUGCACGCCGUCAGUCUGCUGCAGGUGUCCGUAGAUGGCAGCGGACAGGAACAAACCACCCCCCUCAUCCGUAAGAACCGCAGGGAGGAGGAGGAUAAGGGGGGGGAGGAGGAGGGGGAGGAGGAGGGGGAGGAGGCGGCGGCGGGGGGCGAGGCCCGCAGCAACAGGAUAAACAUCGGCCUGCUGUUCGUGGGGGGCGUGCUGUACGACGUGGCGGUCGCAGGCGCCAUGGAGAUCCUGGUCAGCUUCCAGAUGAAGGAACCACUCAACUGGAACGCCAAGCAGGUGGGAUAUGGGAAUGCAUCAGGCUUCCUGAUUUUCCUCACCAGCUUCCUGGGCGUGAUGGUGAUGUCUCGCUUCAUGAUUGACAGCAGCCUCAUCAUCGUGGGCAUGCUUUCCUUCGCCUCCGGGAUCUACUUCAUGGCCUUCGUCACGAAGACAUACCAGUUCUACCUAGCACGCUCUCUCAUGCUGUUCGCUCUGAUCUCCAUGCCCACCAUCCGCUCCAUGCUCUCCCAGCAGGUCACAGGCUCCUCCUACGGCAUCGUCCUCACAAGUUUCCAGCUCUCCUUCAAGGUUGCCAGUUUGGUGUACACCCCCACGUACACCAAGAUAUACCAGCACACGCUGGACUGGCUUCCAGGUUUUGUCUUCCUCCUAUCCAGUUCCAUCAGCGUGCUGGCAACCAUCCCCAUCAGCAUUAUGGGCUGCAGGCUGCCGCUGAAGCCGGCCUAUCGGAGGAUUGAAGCAAGCUGACAUCGCUGGCAGGAGUGUACGCUCAUUGGCUGAAACUACGAAUGGACAGGGACACAUUGGGAACACUGGUGUGUAAUUGGCUGCUGAAGGUGUAGCCGUUGAAGAAGCCAUCCCCAUUGGUUAUGACGUAUGACAUGUCAUGGUGUCAACUUUUCAUUGUGUUCCUUGACGCAAUAUUUAAAUUUCAAGCAAAGUGUACACGUUUGCUUCUUAGUGCAAUUUUACUGAAUAUAAAUAUUCUUAUGGUUUUACUAAUUGAGUCCAUCGUUAUAAAUAUUUGUUAUAAAUAUUGAGUCAUGAUUGUUCAGUAUUAUUGUGUAUUUAAUAUAUUGUUAAUAUAAUAUAUAACUAUUAGAUUAGUCUCUAUAUUAUUCUAAACAUUAAAACAAACAAGACUUAAUUGUAUAUUUAAAAUAAUGUGUCAAAGAUGCAAAGAUUUUUUUACUGGUUCCUAUACUUGUUCAUACGGAAAAAAACAUUUUAAGCUUAUUAAAUGCAUUUUUCUUUAAUUAUAUUAACAUCAUCAUUGGCGCUACGAAAUAUGCUCUGCAAAAGGAGAUGAGGUUGCAAUUAAAGUGGCGUGGGCUGACUUCUUCUAUGAA